Lathyrus sativus (Indian pea) is the source of this 267-nucleotide messenger RNA. The record is from the annotation of a GenBank genome assembly. Lineage: Eukaryota; Viridiplantae; Streptophyta; Magnoliopsida; Fabales; Fabaceae.
AUGAGAAGUUCAUUCCAACACAUUGAAUUUGUUAUCUUUAAAAAUAAAAUAAAAAACGAAGCUCUCAGAUCAAGAAAUCAACACACAACGACACUCUUUCAGGGUGGAAAAGGAAAAAAGACGACAUCGAAUCAAGCCACCUUCUUCCGUUUGCGCACCAGAUCCUUCCUCUCGCUCGAUUUAGAUUUCACUUUCACUUGUUGGCUCGCUUCGAUUCCGAUUCGAACUCAUUUCGCUGCAGGUCGCAGCGUUUAUGGAUCAAGAUAG